GUCAAGGACAUGAGUGAGCUUGACAAGAUCACGUACUUCAUCCGAGGUCUUGUUAGCCCCACGAAAGAAGUUCAGUAUCGUCGUUGCACGACGGUAUCUGAGGCUCUCUCAGUUGCACUCGAGUAUGACAGAUCGCACUUUCGUGCUGGU
This is a messenger RNA of Phytophthora sojae, 150 nucleotides long. RefSeq lists its product as hypothetical. Lineage: Eukaryota; Oomycota; Peronosporomycetes; Peronosporales; Peronosporaceae. The annotation marks the transcript as partial. The record is from RefSeq and is a predicted model, not a curated record. The transcript has a single exon.